AUUUCCGCUGGGUCGCUGCGCUGACACUCAUGAGAUCUCGAGAGCGGGGGAGCCGGGGCCGCCCACAUUGGGAGAUCGAGUCCGAUGGUUUCCGUUGGGUCGCUGUGCUGACACGCAUGAGAUCUCGAGAGCAGGAGAUACAGGGCCGCCCACACUGGGAGAUCGAGUCCGAUGCCACGAGCUGCAGAUCCUGCUGCGUCUGGAGCUGCUGCCCUGCGACCUCCCCUCGCACCCCCUGGUGUCUCGAUUCGCGAAGCAGACUCAAGCACGCUGCUGGAGAGGGUGGGUUGCUAAACUUCUCCUCCACACCCCCCCUCUGUUCCUCCCAAUCCCCCAGCCACGAGCUGCAGAUCCUGCUGCGUCUGGAGCUGCUGCCCUGCGACCUCCCCUCGCACCCCCUGGUGUCUCGAUUCAUGAAGCAGACUCAAGCACGCUGCUGGAGAGGAUCCUGCUACGUCUGGAGCUGCUGCCCUGCGACCUCCCCUCGCACCCCCUGGUGUCCCGAUUCGCCAAGCAGACCCGCACGCUGCUUGAGAUGGUGAAUCUGAGCCGAGAGGGCGGCGUGUUUGGGGAGAGCCUGGAGGAGUAUGUGCGGCGACUGCUGUGCUCCAGGUACCGCACCAAAUGUCCCAACUUCCUCUCGCUGCUCUUCUCCAAGCUUCGCUUCCAAAGCAGUCCCCUCAUCGCCCCUCCUCCGCCCCCGGCUGUAGCACGAGCUGGUUACCACCCAGGGGUGCCAAAGCCCGCUACAGCCGUCACUCCCCCAGAGGCAGGCGGGAAUGCUGGCUCUCCCGAAAAUGCUGGUCCGGGAGGGAGUGCUGGUUCGGACGGGAAUGCUGGUUCGGGAAGGCAGGAAGGGAAUGUUGGUUCGGAUGGGAAUGCUGGUCAGGAAGGGGGAGAUAAUGCUGCUGGGCACGCCACGAUUGUGCGUGAUCUGUCGCGUGCCUUUGAUGCUGUGGCGGGGGGAAGGGAGGGACGGGAGGAGGAGGAGGAGGAGCAGCAGCAGCAGGGGCAGGAAGAGGCUGCAGAAGGAGAGGAGGAGGGAAAGGAGGAUGGAGAGGUGGGGGAGGAGGAAGAGGGAGAGGUGGGGGAUGAGGAGCAAGAGGAGGGAGAGGAAGAGGAGGAAGGAGAGGGAGAGGUGAAGAGAAAGGUGGGAGAGGAAGAGCAGGAAGAGGGAGAGGAGGAGGGAGAAGUGGGGGACGAUGAGCAAGAGGAGGAGCAAGAGGAGGAGGAGCAAGAGGAGGGGCAAGGGGAGGAGCAAGAGGAAGAAGAGAGCAAGAGCCAGAGUGUGACUAUGGCGGGGUCGGGCGCCCGUGGCUCAGUGCAGCAGAGAGGUGGGUUAGGUGGAGCUUACCCUGACUCUUCCACCUUCCACGGGGAGAGGCAGGGGCAGAAACAGGGGGAGAGGCAAGGGGGGAGACAGGGGCAGCGGCAAGGGGAGGGGCAGGGGCAGCGACAGGGGCAGCAGAGCCAUGGGCAGACGUGGGAGCAGGUACAGGCGCGUCAUAAGGCCCAAGACCGCCAGCAGCAGCGCCUUUGGAAUGAUUCUGGCGAGUGCUCUGGGGAAUGCUCUGGCAAGGCAACGAUGAGUAUGCGUGGCAGAGCUUUUGAGGCGCCUCUUAAGUCAUCUCAGUACUCGGGGAAAUGCUCUGGUGAGGGGCUGGGUGUGCGGGGCAGUGCGUUUGAGGCGGGGAAAUCGUCUCAGUUCUCUGGGAAAUGCUCGGAUGGAGGGGUGGGUGUGCGGGGCAGUGGCCGAUGCAGUGGCAGUGUGAGCAGGAGGUCUGGUAGCUGUGCUCCUGCUGCUCGAGGGUCACUGGGGCCUUAUGGUAGUGUAUCCGCUGCUGCUGCUGCUGCUGCUGCUGCUGGCAGUGCUGCCGCUGCUGCUAGCGCAGGUGCGCUGAUCCCCAUAUCUGCUCGUGCUCGUGCUGGUGCUGGAGGAAACCUGUUUGGUAACGCCCCUCAUAACGCCCCCAGUAACACUGCUGCUGGUAACACAGCUGCUGGUACCGCAGCCCCUGUGGCUCUCGAGCAUAUGACGAAUCGAGCGGCGAGGAUUCUCAAAGCUGCCGCAGCAGCUGCUGCCGCUGCUGGCAGAGACCAAGGAUCCAACCACCUUACAAACCCAUCCGCCCAACACCCAAAAGGGCCUCCUGCUUUUGAGUCGGCUCAGAACCCCGAUCCCCGUUCUAAACCUUCCGCCCAACACCCUAUGGCGCCUCCUGCUCCUCCUCCUCGCUCCUCCCAUCCCCUCGCCCGUCUGCCUAUCUCUGCCCCGCCCGAGUCGAGAAAGAGAAAGAGCCCGGAUGGUGGGAGGGGAGGGGACGGCGGAAGGGGAGGAGGAAGGGAAGGAGGAAGGGAAGGAGGAAGGGAAGGAGGAAGGGAAGGAGGAAAGGGAGGACGAAGGGACGGGGAAAAGAAUAACGACGUUGCUGACUGUGUUACCUCCUGCUAUCGGGGUCCCUUGGGAGAGACUGAAGGGGUGGAAAAGGAGGGAGGGCGAAAGUUCUCCAAGUGGCACGGCGCCCUGCCGCCCAAAACCUUCCGCCGCCCGAUGCAGCAGCAGAAGCUUCCGUUUGGUCUUCCAAGAAGCACUUCUGGUGGUGGUGGUGCUGCUGCUGCUGCUGCUGCUGGGAAAGGUUCUGCUGCUGGGAGUGGGAAACGUGCUGCAGGGACUGCUGCUGAUGGCAUGUUCGGCGAUCGACUGACUGGCAAGGGUAGCGUGAGUAGCACUGGCGCCGCCGCCGCCGCCGCUGCUGCUGCUGCAGGUGCUGCUGCUUCGCUGUCCGUGUCGGUAUCAGUAUCUGUUCCUGGGGAUCUUGCCCCUGAUACCUCGGCAGCUGCUUCCGUAGCUGUGCCGGCGGUUCGGGCAGGUGGGCAGGCCGACGGACCUGUGGUUCGGAAAUCAGGCUCGGGCAGCGGAGGGUUCAUGCUGAUUGGUCGGCAGAGCAGCCUCGGCAGGCUGGUAUUGACUCAAGAAAGCAGCAGGGAAGGGGGGGGUGGGGGGGACCAAGCGAAUGGGUCGAAUCAGGAAGAUGCACGAAGCGCUAAGCCUUUUGAGGCGCCUCAAAAGUCUGUUACGAGGCGAUGGGACCUUGGAGGGGCGUCUGAGACCACAGGAGGUGUGGAGUACCCAAGGGGGGGAGAUGCACGAAGCGCUAAGCCUCCUGCUGCAGACAUUUUCUUAGACUCCCUGGCAGAUAUGCUGCUGGGGGAGAAUGAUGCCGCUGCCCCAGCGCCGCUGACUGCUUCUGGGUGGAUUAACCGCCGUCAGCCGUCCCUUAGGGCUGCUACUGCUACUGCUACUGCUACUGCUACUGCUGCUGCUGGUGGUGGUGGUUCUGCCACUGCUGCUGUUGCUCCUGAAUCUGCCGCUGCUGCCGCUGAUCCUUUCUUCGGGUCCCUGGCAGGGAUGCUGCUGGGGGGGAGUGACGCUGUUAUUCCAGCGCCGCUGACUGCUAGCGGGUGGAUUAACCGCCGUCAACCUUGCCUUGCGGCUGGUAGAGGUGGUGGUGGCGCUGCCACUGCUGCUGAUUCUCGCGCUGCUGCUGCUCCUGAUGAUUCUCGUGCUGCUGCUGGUGGUUACGCUGCUGCUGGUGGGGAGGGCGGGAACGAGCAGCAGGCACAGAAACAGGGGGGCGACAGAGAGGAGGCGGAAGAGAGGGAGCAGGAAGCGGAAGGAACAGCAUUUGCAACAGGAAUGCAGACGAUAUUUGAGGGGAAUAAAAGGGUGGAGCAGGGGGAGGAGGUGGAAGAGAGGGGGAAAUCAGAGGAAGGAGCGGAAACAGCAGCAGCAGCAGGAGCAGCAGCACGCGCGAAAGCAACAGGAGAAACGGAAGCAUCAGCAGCAGCGGAAAGAGCAGAAGAAUUGGAAAUAGCAGCAGCAGCAGGAACGCGGAUGAGCCUCAGGCGUGGACGCAAGCCCACGAAGCCUUGCAAGAUUGAGCUGCGACGCCACAAAAGGUUGGGGAAAGGGAAGGGAGAAGUGGAAAGGGAGGAGGGAGAGGAGGAAGAGGGGGAGCAGCGAGAGGAAAGAGAGGAAGCAGCGAUGAGCCUCAGGCGUGGACGCAAGCCCACGAAGCCUUGCAAGAUUGAGCUGGGACGCCCCAAAAAGGUGGGGAAAGGGAAGGCGGUGGAAGAGGAGGAGGACGUGAAGGAGGUGGAAGGGAGGGAGGAAGUGAAGGAGGUGGAAGGGAGGGAGGAAGUGAAGGAGGUGGAAGGGAGGGAGCAUUUAAGGGAAGAAGCAGAGGUGGUGGGAGCAGGGAUGAGUCUCAGGCGUGGACGCAAGUCUGGGAAUCCUCAUAAGCUGGUACCGGAGCGGCCUAAGGGGGUGGGGAAAGUGAAGGGGGGAGAAGUGGAAUGUAAGAGAGGAGGGAAAGCCAAAGGGAAGGCGAAUGAAGAGAAUGAGAAUGGAAGAAAUGGUUCCCCUCGCUGCACGCGGUCACGAGGGAGAGCAGAGGAGGAAGAGAAGGAAGAGGAGGAAGAGAAGGAGGAGGUGGAAGAAAAGGAAGAGGAGGUAAAGGGGGAAGAGGAGGAGCGAAGGGAGAGGAGAAGUGGCAAUGGAAAGACGAGGAAUUCAAAUCAAGGGGCAAGAAAUAAGGGCGACGCUGUGGUUGGUGGUCGUUCCACGCACCACACGCGAUCACGAGGGGGAGUAGAGGAAUCUGGGAAUUUGGGCAGGGGAAUGGUUACACGACAACGGAUGGUUACGGGGGCUAGUAUGCAGGGGAUAGCUGGAAAGCGCGGGGUGCAGAUAGGAGAGGAGAAGCGAGGGCAGGGAGUGAGGCGAGGAGUGGGAAGAGGAGGGAAGGGAAGGGGGGGAAGGGUGCGAGGUGAGAGAGGGAAUAAGGGGGUGGAACAGGUGGAAGGGGGAGAGGGGGAAAGUGAAGUGGAAGAGGUAGGAAAGGAGGGGGAGGAAGAAGAAAGGAAGGGUGAGGAGGAGGAGAGAGAGGAGAAAGGAGAUGGUGGUGAGGAAGAGGAAAGGAAAGGAGAGGAGGAGAAGAGAGAGGAGGAAGCGAAGGGAGGGGAGGAGGAGAAAGGGGAGGAUGAGAUGGAAGAGGAAGAGAAGAGCGAGGAGGAAGGCCAAGGGGAGGCACAAGAGCAGGGAGCUGGGUUGAAGGGAGGUGAUAGAGGGAAUGAUGAUGGGGGGAAAGAUGGGGGGAAGGGCUGGGGAAACGACAGUGGUAACGAUGGGGAGAAUGACGGAAAGGGAGGUGAAAAUGGUGGGAAGGGGACAGAGAGAGCGAAAGAUCAAGGUGGGCUAGAGGAGAGGGGGAGGGAAGGGGGAACUGCGGAUGGGGAGACGAGAGAAGGGCAUGGGAGGGGGGAAAGGGAAGGGGACGGGAAAGAAGGGGAGGAGAUGGAAGAAGGAGAGGAAAGGGAAAAGGGAGUAGAAGAAUGGGGAGGGAAUGAGGGAGGGGAUGCUAAGAAGGAAGAGAAGGACUUCAGAACUGGGAAGAACGGAGAAUAUGAGAAUGAUGAGUGGCGGGUGGGGGGGAGAAAGGAGGAGGAGAGGGAGGAGGAAAGCGAGGAGAAAACGGAGGAGGAGAAACGAGAAGAGGACAGGUUGGAGGAAAGGGAGGCAAGUAUAGAGGAGGGGAGGAUGGAGGACGAAGAGAAAGGAAGGGAUGAACAGAAGAAGUUUGUGGAUGGAAGCAAUGGUGAGGGAGAGAAGGAGGCGGAGGGGGAGACGGCGGAGGAUGGGGAGGCGAAGGAGAAAGAGGAGGAGGAAGAGGAGGAGGAGGAGAAGAAAGACGAGGAGAAAGAUGCGGGGGAAGAGGAGAAAGAGGAGGGGGAAGAAGAGGGGGAAGAGGGGGCGAAAGAGGAGGCGAAAGAGGAGGAUAAAGAGGCAGAAAACGAGAGGGAGGAAGAGGAAGAUGAGAAUGGGGAGGCAGCAGGGGUGAAAGAGGAAGGGGAGGAGGAAGGGACGGGGGGUGGGGAUGGGUCGGAGGUUGGGGAAAGGGGCCAAGGAGAGGGAGAAGCUGCGGGUGAGGAGCAAGGAGAUAAGGAAGAUGAAGAGGAGGUAGAGGAAGAGAAAGGGGAGGAGGAGGAAGAGAAAGGGGAAGAGGAGGAGGAGGGUGAGGAAGGGAACGAGGGUGAGCAAGAAGGUGGAGGGGAGGAGGGUGAGAAAAGGGAAGAGGGAGAGAAGGCAAGGAAAGAAGAGGUGGAAGGCGAAGAAGGGAAAAAGGGAGAGGAGGAGGUGGAGGAAGGGGAAGAGGGAGAGGAAGUGGAGGAAGGGAAAGAGGAGGGGGAGGGUGUUGAGGUGGAAAAGGGACAGAAGGAAAUGAAAGAAGAGGUGGAGGAAGGGGAAGAGGGAGAGGAAGUGGAGGAAGAGAAAGAGGAGGGGAAGGGUGAUGAAGGGGAAAAGGGAGAGGAGGAAGGGAAAGAGGAGGUGGAGGAAGGGGAAGAGGGAGAGGAAGUGGAGGGAGGGAAAGAGGAGGGGAAGGGUGAUGAAGGGGAAAAGGGACAGAAGGAAAGGAGAGACGAGGUGGAGGAAGAGGAAGUGGAGGGAUGGAAAAAGGAGGGGGAGGAAGAGAAAGAGGAAGGGGAGGAAAGGGAGGAAGGGGAGGAGGGAGAGGAAAUGGAGGAAGGGAAAGAGGAGGUGGUGGAAAGGGAAGAGGGAGAGAAAGUGGAGGGAGGGGAAAAGGAGGUGGAGGGCGAGGAAGGGGAAAAGGGAGAGGAGGAAGGGAAAGAGGAGGGUGAGGAAGUGGAAGAUGGAAAGAAGGAAGAACGAGAGGAGGUGGAAGACGGGGAAGAGGGAGAGGAAGUGGAGGGUGAGGAAGAAAGGGUCCUGAACUUAGUGGAUGGUAUUGAGGAAGGGGAGGAGUGUGAGAGAGGGAAAGAGGGAGAGGAGGAAAGGGAAGAGGAGGUGGAGGAAAGGAAAGAGGAGGUGGAGGAAAGGAAGGAGGAGGCGGAGGAAGGGGAAGAGGGAGAGGAGGAAGGGAAAGAGGUUGACGGUGAGGGUGAGGAAGAAGAGCUCCUGAUUGCAAUGGAGGAUAUCGAGCAAGGGGAGGAGAAUGCGGAAGAGGGAGAUAACGAGGAGGAGAGAGAGGAAGAGGGUCGGGAGAUAGAGCACGGAGAGGAGGAAACGGAAGUGAAAGAGGAAGAGGGUCACGAGGAAGAGCAUGGGGAGGAGGAAGCGGAAGAGGGAGAGGAAGAAGGAGAGGAAGAAGGAGAGGUUCAGGAGAUUGAGGAGCGAAUUGAGAAAGCGGGAGUUGGAGUGAGAGGGAACUCUGGAGCAAGCUUUGGGGGGAGAGAAGAGCAGCGAAAUGGGGAAGGGCAAGAGGGAAGUGAGGAGGAAGAGGAGCAGGAAAGGAAGGAUGAGUUGGCAAACGAGGGAGCGGAAGAGGAAGAGGAAGAGAGAGAGGGAGAGGCGAAAGAAGAGGGAGGACUGGAGGAAGAAGGUGUGAUGCAUCGAGCGACAGAGAAGGAGCGAAGGGAGAUGGAGCAUGCGGGGGAUGUUGGAAAGCAGCAGAAGGGGAGGGAAAACGGGAAGGAGGGGGAGGAGACUGAGGGAAGUGGGGCGAAGCGAAGGGGUGCGCAGGUGCAGGGAGGUGGAGAGGGGGAGGAUGGUGUGGGAGGGACGGUGGGAUGCAGGAAAAGAAGAAGGGAAGAGGGUGAUGGGGAAAAGUUACCUGAGGAGGGAGUUGAGAAUGGGAAAAAGGGAGGAGCAGGUGCAGGAGCAGGAGCAGGAGCAGGAGCAGGAGCGGGAGCGGGAGCAGGAGCGGGAGCGGGAGCAGGAGCGGGAGCAGGAGCGGGAGCAGGAGCGGGAGCAGGAGCGGGAGCAGGAGCAGGAGCGGGAGCGGGAGCAGGAGCAGGAGUGGAGAGUGGUAAUGCAGGGUCGAGCAUGCAUGAGGAGGACGAGGUGCGCACGAAAAAGAAGACAGUGCAGAGCAACGUAGCACCGCUGGUUGAGUCGCCUCAAGGAUCGUCUCAGCUCACUAAAAAGAGGGCGGUGCAGAGCAGCAUAGCAGCACUUUUCCUGAGAAGAGCUGGGGGAAAGCCUGUGAGUCAGUCGAGAAAAGGGGGUGUGGGAGCGGGGGAUGUGGGAAUGGGGGGUGUGAAAGCGGGGGGUGUGGGAGGGGGGGGUAUGGAAGCGGGGGGUGAGGGAGGGGGGGGUAUGGAAGCAGGGGGUGUGGGAGCGGGGGUUUUGGGAGAGGUAGAGAGGGGGAGCCAUCAGCAGGGAGACAUGCAGGGAGCGACGUGUGGGGAGGAAGCAGCAGUGGGAGUGAGUGGGGUGGCUUGUGCGAAGGCAGGAGGGGGGGGUGCAGGGACGAGGACGGAAGGGGGAAGUGCAGAUGCGAAGGCAGGUGGGGGGAGUGCUGAUGCGAAGGCAGGUGGUGCAAGUGCUGGGGCAAGGACGGGUGGAGGGAGUGCGGGGAGGAAGACGAAGGGGCGGUUGCAGGAUAUUCGACAGUGGUUGGGAGUGGUGGUGGAUGGCGGGAAGAGGUUGGAAGAAGGGAAGGGAGAGAGAGGAGGGCUGGAGGGAAGGAAUGGAGAGGGACAGAGAGGGGGGCUGGGAGGAGGGGAUGGAGGAGGAGAGGGAGGAGAGGGAGGAGAGGGAGGAGAGGGAGGAGGGCAUAAACGGAAGAAAGCGUCGAAGGGGGGAGAGAAGCAGGAAGCGUUGGAGAGGGGAGGGCAGGAAGAAAGCGGGAAGGGGCUUGCUUUGAGACGCCUCAUAUCACAGGAGGAGUGGCGGAUGGAGCCUCAGGCUGUAUCAUCUUCCCUCAACAGCAACAGCAGCGCCGCUGGUGCUGCUGCUUCUAUCACUCCCUCAUUCUCUGAGCACUCCUGCUCCCCUCCUCUUACUCAUACGGAUUGCUGCACCCCUCAAAAGCGACAAGCUAGUCGCCUGCAUUCCCCUUCACCUGCUUCUCCUCCUGCUUUGCCUCCUGCGUCUCCCGCUUCUUCUUCUCCUCCGCCUGCUCCCUCUCCUCCCACUGCUCCCCCUGCUCCCCGUGUUCCCGCUCCUCCUUCUGCUCCCCCUGCUGCCCCUUCCCCCCCUGCCCCUUCUGCUCCUUCUGCACGUGGGAAGGCCUUGGAAACGCCUCUAAACCCCUCCUCAUCUCUCGACAUGAACACUGUUCCUUUCACCCAUCCAGCUGCCACAGCACCAACCCCUCCUCUCGCCUUCCCUUCCGUUCCUAUCACUCGCCCGCAUUUUGUGCCGCAAGAGUUUACGAGCCUACACGUUUUCACCGACCCUGCCACCAUGCCUGUCACCGUGCCUAUCACCAAGCCUCCUGCCGUACCUGGUGGUGCUGCUGAACCUGAUCCUGGCGCUGCUGGUCACAAGCUCGGGGGAGGUUCGGGGAAAGGUGGGGCAGGAAAGGAGGGGGUAACUGGUGCGGAUUUACCUGGUGUUGGUGAUGCUGUAGUGGGGUUAGGGAGCGAGGGGAGUGGGGGUGUGGGUGAGGGGGUGGCAGUGGAAAAAGGCUCUCUGGGCCUGAAACGAGUGACUGCUGCCGAUCGUGAGAAGACGGGCGGUCAUGCUUCAAGGAUGGCUGGAGUUGAGACGAUGUGGGGAGGGAUGGAGGGAGGGAUGGGAGGAGGGAUGGAAGGAGGGAUGGAAGGAGGGAUGGGCGGAGGGAUGGGCGGAGGGCUUAGGGAAGGUGUGGAGAACGGAGAUACAGAAGGUGUUUCAGGAACAGGGAUGGAGAAAGGAGGGAGGGCAGGGAUGUCAGGAGCCGCUGUUCGCCUGAUGGGGUUCAACUUGACGCUCUCUCAAACACCAGUCACCACCACCACCACCCCUGCUGCUGUUGCAUCACCACUCUCCUCACGUCCGUGUCUCAACUGCACGCCACCCCCACACCCCGCUGCUUCUCCCUCCCACGCCUCUCGCUCCCGUCUCUCCCUCUCCUUUGUCUCCGAUCCUGCUCUUCCCGAUGCUUUAGAGCCAGUAAUCGGCUCGCAAGACAGCCUCGUGAGGAGCUACUGGGAGGGUGCGGUUUUUGAGUCCCAUCACACCGGUUCCUCUCGCUCCCAUGGCAAAACCUGCUAA
Messenger RNA from Closterium sp. Naga37s-1, 10000 nucleotides. The record is from the annotation of a GenBank genome assembly. Lineage: Eukaryota; Viridiplantae; Streptophyta; Zygnematophyceae; Desmidiales; Closteriaceae.